AUGAAAGAUUUAGGUGAUCUGAAGUACUUUCUAGAAAUUGAAGUAGCCAGGUCCACAACUGGUAUAUUUCUUUCUCAAAUGAAGUAUGUAUUAGAUCUACUCACUGAAACAGGAAUGCUUGGAUGCAAAUCUGUUGAUACACCCAUCGAGAUGAAUCACAAGUUAUGUGAAGACAUGGAUCAAGAACCAACCAAUAAGGAACAGUAUCAACGCCUUGUUGAAAGGUUGAUAUAUUUAGCUCACAUAAGACCAGAUAUUCCAUAUGCUGUAAGUGUGGUUAGUCAGUUUAUGCAUUCACCCUGUGUGUCCCAUAGGAAUGCAGUUGAUCGGAUCUUAAGAUACUUAAAGUCAGCACCUAGGAAAGGGUUAACGUUCUCCAAAAAUAGAGAUCUCGAAGUUGUUGGAUAUACAGAUGUUGAUUGGGCUGGCUCCAUUACUGACAGACGUUCUACUUCAGGUUACUUCACUUUUGUGGGAGGUAAUCUAGUCACUUGGCGGAGUAAGAAACAAAAAGUAGUUUCUCGAUCUAGUGCUGAAGCAGAGUAUCGAGGAAUGGCUCAAGGAAUUUGUGAAUUACUAUGGAUAAGAAGACUAUUAACAUAA
This is a messenger RNA of Prunus dulcis (almond), 603 nucleotides long. Its product is annotated as secreted RxLR effector protein 161-like. NCBI's taxonomy places the organism in Eukaryota, Viridiplantae, Streptophyta, Magnoliopsida, Rosales, Rosaceae. The transcript has a single exon. The coding region runs from base 1 to 603 and encodes 200 amino acids. The record is from RefSeq and is a predicted model, not a curated record.